Anopheles merus is the source of this 2792-nucleotide messenger RNA. RefSeq names its product polyadenylate-binding protein-interacting protein 1-like. The record is from RefSeq and is a predicted model, not a curated record. Gene Ontology annotation, molecular function: RNA binding; translation activator activity; protein binding. Gene Ontology annotation, biological process: regulation of translational initiation. The transcript is spliced from 8 exons. The coding region runs from base 1054 to 2469 and encodes 471 amino acids. Lineage: Eukaryota; Metazoa; Arthropoda; Insecta; Diptera; Culicidae.
UGUCAAGCCAGCACCUGGUGUGUGUGCGCGCAUGUGGCCGUGUGCUGUGUGUGUGCGCGCGUGUGAAGAAACAGUUCGAUGAAAAAUUGUCAAGAAGCGAGAGAGGAAAAAGAAAAGUCAAUCACGCACGUCAGAGGCAGAGCAACCUCCGGGCAACGAACGAGAAUUGUGCAAUUUGGUGAAAGAAGAAACUGCAGUGCAGUGCAGAGGAACACCCAGCCAUCCCGUCUACCCGUAGAAAAGUUUGUCUCACUGUGAAAAAUCAAUUCCCCCCCCUUCGCAGGCGCCACGCACGAAUUGGUGUUGGUGGGUAGUGUGUGUGUGUGUAAAGAUUGUGCGACACGCGUUACUUCGCCACGCGGUAGACCGAGGCGUGAAAAGAGCUGUGGUACAGCGCAAAAAAAAACCCCCCGUCGGUGUUUGUUGAUCGCAAAGGGAGGAGUGGUGCAGUGGUGCAGUGUGGUACAGCGCGUACGGGAAGGCGGUCUUAGAGGCGGAAGUGAGAAUCACCCGAACCUCUAUCGCGCUUGAAUAAAUAACACACUCCUUUGCCGUCACACAAACACGGGCACACGCACGCACGUACAACGCACGAGAAAAAAAGUGUAUAAAGUGAAAAGCUUUCAGAGGCAUCAAUUCCAUUCUGUGCUGUGAUAGGAAAUAGUUCGUUGCGUGGAAUCGUCUUAAUCGUCCUCCAACUCCCCCCCCCCCAACGGUGACCCGUGAGAAACGACGUAAAAAGGCAGAAAAUACAUUGUGCAUGCUAUAUAGCAAACCUGUACGGGGGGAUACACCCAUACAGAGCAACACGCAUACACAAUCUAAGGUUAAUCCUUGUGCAUCUCAACGGGAGUUAGUUGAAGGGCGAGAAAAGAAGGCAGAAGUUCAACGAGUGUGGCCUAACAGAGCACACACACACACAUACAUAUACUGCAUACCUUACGUUCCAAUACACUCCAUACUCAAAAGCGAGCAAGCCGAAGUACAAAAAGGAACCCCAGAGACCGAUUUUCCGGACAGUAGUGUGUACCUCCCGACGAAACCAGCGGGACGAUGGCGCAACAGAACAACUACCCUGCGAUGCGUCUACCGAGAAACGUCAUCCAGCUGUCGGUGGAUGCGAAAGAGUUCGUACCGUUGAUUAAGCAGCAGCCGCUACCGCAGCAACAACAUCCUUCUUACCACCACCAGCACCAGGGCGGCGGCGGCGGCGGAGGCGGUGGCUAUCCCCAGCCGCAGAUGGCGAUGCAUCAACCGUCCCAGGUGCACCAGCGGUUCGCGAUGGCACAGGGUGGCGUCGAACCGGGCGGUGGCGGUGACGGUGGCGGCGGCUACGACUACGGUGCGAUGGCGCACCAUCAGCAGCUGCCCGGCAACAGCAACGGCGGGGGCAUGAUGAUGGCGAACGGGUCCGACGUGUCGGCCGUGCAGAACCGGUUAAGCAAUAUGCAGAUCGUGGACGGUGGCGGUGAUAAUGGAAAGGAGAUCUCGUACCGACAGACGGAAGCGCUGGACUAUCUGACCGAGGUGAUUGCCGAGCUGUUCGACAAUCCGGGCAUCUUCGACGAGGUGAAGAAGAAGCUGCCAAACAGGCUGGGCGAUCUGUACCAGGAUCAUUACGUGCUGAGCACCACGAUUGAGACGAUCUUCGAUCAGUCGAUCCGGGAAUCGAACUUCCGCUACAUGGGUGCCCGCCUCUGUCAGCUGCUGGACAGCAUCAACAAGGCGCCCAAUCUGAUGCUGCGCGAGCUGCUGCAGCUCAAGAUGGACCACCAGAACAGCGAGCUGCCGGAGUUUAUGAAGCAGGAGCAGGUGAAGGUGCGCGGCGCGACUCUCUUCCUAGCCGAGCUGUACAUGCAGCUGAGACAGCCGGAGGAACCAUUCGGCAAGACAAUUUCGGAGUACAUCGUGAGUGCGAUCGAGAUACUGGUGGCCAAGAAGGGUCCGGAAAAUCUCAAAUGUGUCUGCCAAUGCUUAAAGCUGUGUGGUUUCGAGCUCGACCAAGACUGCCCGGACAAGGUGGACCAGAUCAUGAAGAAUCUGGACCAGGCGCGCAGUUCCGUCCCGUCGGCGGCGGAGAAGAUCAUCGGCUCGGUGAUCGAGCUGCGCAAGAUUGCGUGGGGCCGCAGCGAGGAGAUCUCUACGCCGUCGGCGGCCCUGCCCCCGAUGCCGGUCAGCGUUGGCGCGAUGGGGCCCGGCGGUCCGAUCGGUGCCGGCGAGUACCAGAACAAUCCCGUCUUUUACGGCCCGGACGGCCAGGUGCUGACCGAGGAGGAAAGCUCAUUUCUCGAAACGAACGUCAAGAACAAGGCACAGGCGCAGCAAGCUUUCAGUGGCUACGACGAUGACGAUGAGUACGGUCUGGUCGAUCCGGAUGACGAUCCGGAGGUGCAGCAAGCCUUCGUGGAGUUCCUUCAGAGCAAUCCUCAAAAUCGGCAGCCGCAACACCCGUACCGGCCGGACGUAUAAAAGAUGAUAGGGGGAGGAGUGUCGCAGUUGGAACGUUUCCUGUUUUUUCCUGCUUUUUUUUAAACAUCAAAGAAGCAGCAACAAGAAAAUCGCUUUGAAGGAAGGAGUGGCCAGGAGGGAGGAGGAGGAGGAGAAGGAAGUGCGUUAAGUCGGAAGUAACGUUAAGGUUACAAAAAAAAAAGGCAAAAGCAGUCAUAGAAAGAGAGUGGAAAACAAUAUCCAGCUACAGAGAAACAGCUCUUGAUGAAAACAAAAAAAAAACAGACACACACUACUUAUACAUUCAAAUUGUCGAUAGAAUAGAAUGAAUAAUUUCAAACAAA